AGGUCUAUCGUUUGCGCGUCUCUGCGUAUUUCCAACGGAGCAAAGGCUAAGACCUAGCUCUAAACAUCAAAUUGAGUUGGGGUUCGUGACUUAGAGCUCCUUUGACGACACAGGAUUUCGCGGACUCGAGAAGGUUCCGAAAUUCCUGUUUCCUGAAUUUUCUAAAUAAUCAGCACAUCUUAACCCAAGGAACAACAUGACUAUUUCUGGCCAAGAUUGGUUGACCGUCAUCCCCACUGCUGGAGCCAUAGGCCUAGUGGUCUACUUGGCUGUGUCCAAGUUCCAAAGCUGCUCUAGUAGCAAGGACACCAUCGUCAACAGAAGCAUCAAAAAAGACGUGGAGAAGGUGGUGGACUCCUUUGAUAUAGAGGACCUUGGAGAUAGCACAGCAUUCUGCCGAUGUUGGCGGUCUAAGAAGUUUCCCUACUGUGACGGGUCACACAACAGCCACAACAAGGAGACUGGGGACAAUGUUGGACCUCUCUGCCUCUCCAAGAAAUCUGGCAGUUCUUAAUUAAGAGAAUUGGCCAGAUUUAUGCAAGGAGCAAAGGCGGAAUCAACAAAAGACGAGCAAUAAAUUGGAAAUUGCUAUGGGAGUGUUUCAUUGGUAAUUCGAAUUUGUUUGUAGAAGUUGGGGGUUGUAGGUUUCUUUGAAGUCAAAAUGCCAUUGACAUUGUCAAAAUGCCACUGACAUUGUCAAAGUGCUGUUGACAUUGUCAAAAUGCUGUUGACAUUGUCAAAAUGCUGUUGACAUUGUCAAAAUGCCACUGACAUGGUCAAAGUGCUGUUGACAUUGCCAAAAUGCUGUUGACAUUGUCAAAAUGCUGUUGACAUUGUCAAAAUGCCGUUGACAUUGUCAAACGGCAUUUUGUCUCUUCAUUUUGUGGAUUGCACUUGCUUUGUAUACAUCAGUCUGCACGUUGGUUGUGGAGCUAAACUUGGAUUGGUUUACAGAAAUAUCGUGUGUGUUGGUGUUCCCUUUGCCAAUAAUAUGACAUGCAGUCAGAGAUUAACUUUCAGUAUUGGUUGAAACUUUUCUACAAGAGGCCUUUGUACUGAUCACACCACAGUUUGCUUACAUGUGCCUUUCUUAUAGAGGCCAGGAGAUGAGGACAGAUUCAAAAGAAUCGACACUCCGUAGGAAAGCGUACUUGUGAACAAAACAUGGCGUCACCAGUACACAGGCCAUCUGAUGAAAAGGUGCUACAGUGAGCCAGUUGGGUAUUCCAACUGCACAUGCCCAAAGCUAAAGCGUGUAUAUAGGAAGAGCAGCAUGCGUGCGUGAUCGUCUGUCCUAUCAGCACAACUAUAAGCUGACUCAAGCACAUGCUUUGUUUCCGAAAGACCUUGCCUUUAUGAAAUGCCGGCUCACUGCACUCUGACUUGGUAGCAUACCCCUCAAAACCUUUUGCCAGUACCGCAAGCAACCUCAUGAAUCUCUGGUUAAGAAAAUUGUUAUGAUCUAGGGUCUGAUGCUGACUAAGAAAGCAUGAUAUAUGCAAAAACCUACAUUUCUAAAUGUAUUUGCAUAAACAAGUAUAUAUAAGUUCAGUGAAGUCAUUUUUUUCCCUGGCAAAUCCACCUUACUCAAAUUUGAAGUGAAAUUUAUUUAGAUUUUGUUGAAAAGUAU
Messenger RNA from Acanthaster planci (crown-of-thorns starfish), 1630 nucleotides. Its product is annotated as CDGSH iron-sulfur domain-containing protein 1-like. Gene Ontology annotation, cellular component: intracellular membrane-bounded organelle; mitochondrial outer membrane. The record is from RefSeq and is a predicted model, not a curated record. Lineage: Eukaryota; Metazoa; Echinodermata; Asteroidea; Valvatida; Acanthasteridae. Gene Ontology annotation, biological process: regulation of autophagy. Gene Ontology annotation, molecular function: 2 iron, 2 sulfur cluster binding.